This is a messenger RNA of Alternaria rosae, 2173 nucleotides long. RefSeq names its product maltose permease MAL61. Gene Ontology annotation, molecular function: carbohydrate:proton symporter activity. The record is from RefSeq and is a predicted model, not a curated record. Gene Ontology annotation, biological process: carbohydrate transport; transmembrane transport. The coding region runs from base 379 to 2058 and encodes 559 amino acids. NCBI's taxonomy places the organism in Eukaryota, Fungi, Ascomycota, Dothideomycetes, Pleosporales, Pleosporaceae. Gene Ontology annotation, cellular component: membrane. The transcript has a single exon.
AUUUUCGAUGGCACACCCGUGUCGGCGGGCCUCACCAGCUACAGCCUAGCCUUUCAAGCCAUAGUGCUGCGCGAUGAAGAUGGCCUCACAGCUGCAAGAGUGGCGUCCUCCCCGCAUCCCUUGACUGCCUCCACCAUCCCCGGUUUCUGACUUGGCACGAGCUCAGUCUAUGCAUGGGUAUCGCGUAUCUGGAGUCGUGAAGUUGUAUAAGUAGAACGACGAGAUCCACCAGGAGAGAUCAUCAUCCAGCUUCGAGUCCCACCAGCUCCACGUUUAGGGGAGGUUUGGGUCUGACCCACAGCAUCCUACUUCAUCCUUUGGAUAUACCCACAUUUGUCAAUCCACCUCGACCUCGUCUCAUCCUCGGACACGACCAUCAUGUCUCGCCGCAACAGCAGUGUCGUCGCUAUCGACGCCGAACAGGCACGCCGCCUUUCACUCGCAGUCACGGACAUCAAACAAGUCGCCCACGAUGCCGGCAACGCGACUCGAUCAGAACAGCAGAUGACCUUGCGCCAGGGUAUCAAGUUAUACCCAAAAGCCAUCGCCUGGUCCGUCCUGCUCUCCGCAGCCAUCAUCAUGGAAGGUUUCGACAAGGUCUUGAUCGCCAACUUGAUGGCGGUUCCUGCCUUUAAGCAAAAGUUUGGCGAACAACUUGCAGAUGGCACCUUCGAGCUCACCGCUGCGUGGCAAGCGGGCCUCACAAAUGGUGCAUAUGUUGGAGAGUUCACAGGUCUGCUUCUGAACGGUCUUAUUGCGGAUCGUUUCGGCUACAAGAAGACAAUGAUCGGCGCGCUCUUCGCUGUGAAUUUCUUCAUCUUCAUCGUCUUCUUCGCGCAGAACAUCACCAUGCUUCUAUGCGGUCUCAUCCUGUGCGGUAUCCCAUGGGGUGUCUUCCAGACCCUGACUUGCACCUAUGCCGCCGAAGUCGUACCGGUGCCGCUUCGUCCAAUUCUUACAACAUACGUCAACCUCUGCUGGGUCAUCGGUCAAUUCCUCGCUUCUGGCGUUCUGAAGGGUGUAGCCGAGCGCCCCGACCAAUGGGCAUACCGCAUCCCAUACGCCCUGCAGUGGAUCUGGCCUCUCCCGUUGAUGAUUGGCAUCUCGUUCGCACCUGAAUCUCCCUGGUGGCUUGUACGGAAAGACCGAUUCGACGAAGCAAAGAAGAUGUUGAUGCGCCUCACAUCACCCGAGAAGCUGCCCGACUUCAACGCCGAUGAGACCAUUGCUAUGAUGCGCCACACCAACGCCAUGGAGAUGGCGGUCUCUGAAGGUACUUCGUACCUGGACUGUUUCAAGGGUACUGAUCUCCGCCGAACUGAAAUCGCCGCCAUGGCAUGGUUUACGCAGGCCUUCUGCGGUGCAGGUCUUAUCGGUUAUUCAACAUACUUUUUCCAGCAAGCAGGCCUUAGCGACGCGGAUGCGUUCUCUAUGAGUCUAGGACAAUACGCAAUCGGUGGCGUGGGUGUGUUCAUGGCCUGGAUUCUUAUCCAACGUGUAGGGCGCCGCACAUUGUAUGUGUAUGGUGAUCUUGCCAUGGUUGUGUUGUUGUGUAUCAUCGGAGGUCUCGGUUUCAUUCCAGCCGGCAAUGUUGGCGCGCAAUGGGGUAUCGGCGCCAUGCUUCUGCUUUUUGCAGCCGCAUACAACUGCACGGUCGGACCGGUCUGUUACUCCAUUGUCGCAGAGAUUCCAUCCACUCGUCUUCGCCAAAAGACUGUCGUCUUGGCCAGGAACUUCUACAACAUUGGUUCUAUCAUCGGCAACGUCAUCACUCCACGUAUGCUCAACCCCGGUGCUUGGAAUUGGGGCGCAAAGAGUGGUCUUUUCUACGCCGGAACGUGCUUCUGUUGCUUUAUCUGGGCGUUCUUCCGUCUUCCCGAGCCAAAGGGCAGGACUUACGGAGAGCUCGAUAUCCUCUUCGAGAAGCGUGUUCCGGCUAGGAAGUUUAGCAGCACGGUCGUCAACAGCUUCCAUUCUAGUGAUACUGAGAGCGAGUAUACCGAGAAGAAGGGUGUCUCAGCACAUCUUGAGCAGGUAAACUCUAGGGAUGCCAUUUGAGUUGUGAGAUCCGCCACGAGGGCUUUAUGAUUUGUAAAUAUUAUGUGUGACGAAUUAUCGACUUGUCGUAAAUAGAGGAUGUAUCUUCCAUUGUAAUAGAAUGUGUUUCUCCAGA